UCUCUUCACAUAUUAUAACACAUGUAUUUUUCUUCAAAUUACAAAAAAUUAAAGAUGUGUAGUGGAAGAAGAGAGGGUGAAGAAGAAACUACCUCAAUUUCGUAUUGCAAAGGGCCAUUGAAAGAGGGAGAAUCCAUAAUUAGGUCUACAAUUUCUUGUGCGCUCUGUAGUUCAGAGGCCUCUGUUUAUUGUGAAGCUGAUAAUGCUUUUCUUUGCCGGAAAUGCGAUAGAUCGGUUCACGGAGCUAAUUUCUUGGCUCAGAGACAUAUAAGGUGCCUUCUUUGCAGCGUUUGCCGGAAAACAACGUGGCGGUUUCUGAUCGGAACUUCGUCGGAGCUGAUUUUGCCGACGAUUGCCGGUUUGGAACAGAGAAACAGAAGGAGAAGUGCAGAUUCUGAGACGAUGGACUACAGAACGACGCCGCAAGAGCUUUUCCUGUUUAUUUGAUAUUUAAUUAUGUUUAGAUUUUUUUUUGUUUAAUUCCAUUAUUGGAUGAUGCAUUUAAUUUAAAUUAAUUAAGUGUACAUACUUUGUAUGUAUUACGUUAAUUAAUAAUAAAAAUAUAGUACUAAAAUAAUA
Messenger RNA from Solanum tuberosum (potato), 579 nucleotides. RefSeq lists its product as uncharacterized. NCBI's taxonomy places the organism in Eukaryota, Viridiplantae, Streptophyta, Magnoliopsida, Solanales, Solanaceae. The record is from RefSeq and is a predicted model, not a curated record. The transcript has a single exon. Gene Ontology annotation, molecular function: zinc ion binding. Bases 22 to 447 code for a protein of 141 amino acids.